AUGGCUGUUCAAGAUGCUCUUAAGACUUUAAAAGCAACCCCUGCUGAGCAGGUUGAGAGUUAUCAGUUGAGCAGGGAGCUGCGCGGAUUCCAACCAGACCGCGGUCCGGUCUGGAAAUGUUCCGAACCGACGGUUCCGAACCGACGGUCCCCCGUGGCGCACACUAGCCAUCAGUCUUUCAGACGUUCUAAACUAUGUUUCGAACUACGCCUGUCCUCGCCUUUCCACUCAAGGCCAUUAGGUGGUUCGCAGAGAAUCUACAAAAAGAAUCCUGAGGCACGGCUAGAAGCUGAGAGAGCUAUCAAGGUCUUCUACGAUGAAAACAAGGACAACCUUGAGCGUCAUGGCGUCACUGAUGCUUUGGUCAAGGCCGCCAAGCACAAUGAUCCUCGCAACCCCGAUCCGAAAGGAGAUCACUGGACGGUGGAGCUAUCAAAAGAGACUGGAGAGUUCGUUACAAAGAGACAUGUCUACCCUGUGAAAUAA
Pseudogymnoascus destructans is the source of this 486-nucleotide messenger RNA. RefSeq lists its product as uncharacterized. NCBI's taxonomy places the organism in Eukaryota, Fungi, Ascomycota, Leotiomycetes, Thelebolales, Thelebolaceae. The record is from RefSeq and is a predicted model, not a curated record. The transcript has 3 exons. The coding region runs from base 1 to 486 and encodes 161 amino acids.